Messenger RNA from Mizuhopecten yessoensis (Yesso scallop), 4413 nucleotides. RefSeq lists its product as uncharacterized. Lineage: Eukaryota; Metazoa; Mollusca; Bivalvia; Pectinida; Pectinidae. The transcript is spliced from 14 exons. Gene Ontology annotation, molecular function: protein-membrane adaptor activity; protein binding. Gene Ontology annotation, biological process: protein localization to plasma membrane. Gene Ontology annotation, cellular component: apical plasma membrane. The record is from RefSeq and is a predicted model, not a curated record. Bases 812 to 3433 code for a protein of 873 amino acids.
CAUAAUACAUGUUUAUGUCUUGUCGCUGCCCGUCACUGUGUAUGUGUUCUAUAAUGGCGAUAUGUUAGGGAUAUAUUAACUACCCAUGUACCAAGAUACCGGAGUCGUCACGUAGCCUGUAGAUAUGCCAUCUGUCAUGACACGUAGUGAAAGGUAUGCUGCUGAAAUAGGAGGCCAGGUGACUCUGGAGUGUUUUACUUAUGCGGUCCGUGUGUUACCAUUGACUGUUUCCUGGCAACAUACUUCAUCUGAUGGACAAACUAAAGAACUGAAUAAAGACAAUCAAAAGUACAUAUAUGAAGAUCGAAUAUUCAAUCUUUUAGGCAAUAACUUAGUAAUCAAAGACAUUACUAAAGAUGAUGAAGGCCAAUAUAAAUGUACCGUCUCAAAUUUCUGGGGAAGUGACAGUGCAUCAACUAACCUGACAGUGAAAGAAGGUCCUCCUGUAGUGCAAAUGAAACAAACAUCAUCAUCUACAGAAGGGGAAAAUGUGCAUCUGAAAUGUACUGUCAAAGCUACAUCACCAGUAUCCAGUAUCAAAUGGAUGAAAGAAGAAAGAGAAAUUGAAAUUACCGAUGAUUAAUACGUCGGUGGUUCAGUGACUCGUCCUUCGAUAGUUAUCAUCAACGCCGAAAAAGAACAUGACGAAGGCAAAUACACUUGUUUGGCAGAAAAAAUUGCAGGAAAAAGCAGCCAAUCAGUGGUCUUGACCAUAAAAAGCAUAGAGGUGGAACCAAGGACUGAAGCCCGUCAAUACGAACCCAUCCCAAAAACAGCAACUCAGGAAGACAUUAUAUUCAGACACGCUAUAAUGGUGAACGAUUUAUCUGAAUUAAUUCCCCCAGAGGAAGAGAUGAUUUGGAAAAAAUUCCAACAAUUGUUACAAGCAUUUGUGCCCAAAAGACAACUUACAAAGAACUUACAUGACAUCAUACAGUACCUCAUAGAACAGGAACAGAUUAGUUACGGGCAUUACGACAAGUUGUAUAAAGUUGUUUACAGAAUACAUAAACAGGGAUCACACAUCAUUCAGAAGGCAGAAUCUGACAUAAAAGUCAUAAGAGAAGGAGGAGUGCCAAACGAAAAACCUAUCGAGCUGGAAUGUGAAUAUUUGGGUAAAUACAAAUCAGAAGAACAAGUACAGCUCUAUAUCCGUCAAAUCGAAGCCAAUUUCCAUGACAUCAAUUUGAGAAUAAAAGGAAGAGGACGGCCAGGUUCAAUUCGCCUUACGUUUACAAUCAGCGAAGCGAAGAAGCCACACGAACUACUUGCAUUGUACCUGGCGGAGACUCUAAAGACCAGACUAGAAAACAGACAGAUUGAACUGAAGGAUGAGUCAGACGUGCCGUUAGUACUGAAGACUUCACCGAGACUAAUGAUACCCAUGAAAGAUAAACCAACAGUACGUUUAAGUAAAGGACAUUACCGAUAUGCUGAAGGAGAAACUGCAACUGUACAAUGUGUUGCGGUCUCCGCACUGGAAAUCGAAUAUAUCCAGUGGUUCAGAGUACAGGAUGGAAAAACCCAAGAAAUCAUUAUAAACAACGACAAAUAUGUUGGUGGACCAAAAUCACCAUCGCUUUCUAUCAGUGAUGCAAAGAAAGCUGACACAGGAAUAUAUUUAUGUAGGGCCGGAAACAGGGCAGGUGAAGCUAUAAGCAAUACGGCGUUUGUCGAUAUAUUCAGCUUUGAUCCUGACGUUGGUUGUGAACCUACACCCGGUGAUAGUGCGUCUGGACACAUGCAGUUCUAUCAACGCAAAUGUCAUAUGAUCGGUUCUCCCUUUUUCUCUCAUCAUGGGUUUUACUUAGAUGAAUAUAAGAGCGGCAUCGGCUGCUAUAUUAAGGCAGUGGAUAGGGAUUCACCUGCGGAGACAGUGGGUCUGAAGGCUGGUGACAGAAUCAUGGAAAUAAAUGAUCACCCCGUCGAAUACGGCUCCCGUCAGGAGCUCAUCCGUGAAAUAAAACAUGGAGAGGAGACCAGCUUAUUAGUGGUGGAUCCAGAAACCGAAAAGUUCAUGGGAAUUGGUUGUUCGACGAAUAUCAUUAAUGUUACGUUAUCUUACCUCCACCUGUUUCGGCCUCGCCUAUGUCACAUCAAGGGCAUCUGCGGUUUUGACUUAGACGAACAUAGGGUAGACGAUGGCCACUAUAUUAAAACAGUAGAUGCAGUUACCUUUGCAAAUCAACCAGGUCUUCUAGCUGGUGACAGAAUCGUGGAAGUGAAUGGUAUUAACAUCGAGUACGACUCCCAUCAGGAGGUCAUCCGUAGAAUGAAAACUGGAUGCUAUAGUAAACUGUUGGUGGUGGAUCCAAAAACCGACGAGUACUACAAGUCUCGGGGUGUUGAGAUCCAUAGUGGUCUGAAGGAGGUCUAUGAUUUACGCGUUUGCCAUUGCCGCCUGAACUACGUGAGGUGGGCUUCCUUUCUCGGUUGUGGCUUUGAGUUAGAUGAAGAUAGGGAGGACAAAGGCCACUAUAUCAAGACAGUGGAUAAGGCUUCACCUGCAAAGACAGCCGGUCUGAAAGCUGGUGAUAAAAUUAUUGAAGUGAAUUUUCAUAACGUCGAAUCUGACUCCCACCAAGAGGUCAUCCGUAAGAUACAAACUUGUUACGAUAUCAGCUUCUUAGUGAUGGGUCCGAUUACACACAAGUACCACAGACCACUGUUGAAUAAAAGAGUAUCUGAGGAUUGGCCAGAGCCUGAGACCGAGGUGGAGUGUAACCAGGAGCCUAAGAGUGAACUUGCAAACAAACAACCUCAGUUUGUGCCUAUUCUUGAACCGGAGGAUUUCCUUAAAUUUGAACCAUUGGGGGAUUUAAAGUCAGAAACGGCAGAUGAAUCUGAAAUUGUGGAACUAAAGGAAAAAGUAUCUGAGGAUUGGCCAGAGCCUGAGACUAAGGUGGAGUGUAACCAGGAGCCUAAGAGUGAACUUGCAAACAAACAACCUCAGUUUGUGCCUAUUCUUGAACCGGAGGAUUUUCCUCCAUAUGAACCCAGCUUGGAUUCAAAGUUUGAAACUUCAGAUGAAUCUGAAAUUGAACUAAAGGAAAAAGAUGCUGCAGAUCAGCCAAAGCAUCAACCCGAUAUUGAGUCUAACACUGAACCUAAGGAUGAGUUUACGACCGAACCCAACCUUGUGCCUGAUUAUGAACCUAAGGAAGAGUUUACGAUCGAACCCAACCUUGUGCCUGAUUAUGAACCUCAAUAUGCGCUACAACCCGAACCUGAGGAUGUGCCUGAAACAGAACAUUUGACCGAGUCUGUGUCUGGAUCAAAGGGAAAAGAAUAUGAAGACUGGCCGGAACCUGAGACAGAGUUUGAGUCUAAACCUGAGCUUAAGGGCGAACUUGCACAUGAACCGAAUACGUUCGAUGAUCUUGAACCUGAUGAUUCACCUACACCUGAACCCGAGGAUGAGCUUGAAACUUAACUAAAGGCAAGAUGAUACCUAGUUGUGACAGAACGGUAGACAAAGUGAGUACCACACAUCGCGGUCACGGUACAAGACGGUCUGUAGCAUCAUCAUUAUCAUCAGAUGCUUGGAAAACAAAACUGAUGUCGCUCUAUGUCCAGAAGAACUCUAUCAACAUGAUCUUAGUUUCUUUUGAUGGUUCCUUUUGGUAAUUUAGAAUGGGAGUCGACCCAAAUCAUACUGCUUGGAUCAGACAGGCAGCCAAAAAAGUAUUUUAACCUGUAACUUCUGCAAACGUUAUUUCCCAGAAAUUACAGUAGAUACAUUUCGCAAACUGUAUUGAGAUAUCAGGUAGUAAAUUUAAAUGUAGAAGUGUGAUUAUUGAAAGGAAAAUUGUUAUCUUGUCUAUAUAAGAAAUGGUUAAUGUAUAUGAGUGUUAUAUGGCGGAAUAUAUAACGUGACUGAAAAAAAUAUUGCUUAAAUUUCUAGCAUUUUGUAAAUAUAUAUUAUAUUAUGUAUCUUAGUUCCAUUGAAACAUAUUCAAUGAAUGUUUUAGAAAUGCGUUUAUUGUACUUCUGGUAUUUACCUUUAGAUUAUAAAUAACCAGACACUACUAAAUGUAGAUGGUUAAAGUUUAUUGUACCUAACAUGUAAAAUCAAAAUGUUCUGACAAAUACUGAAACAGCCAUUAUUGCGACAGACAGUGUUUUAUUGUAAAAAUAUUUGUCAUGCGUAAAGUGGAAACCGUUCAAGAUUUCCGUCACAAGUUUGAGUUUGACGUCGUUUUGUAUUUGGUCCUAUUACGCCAAGUGUGACGGAGAGGCCCCAUCAGUUUUCGAAUUUUAAAUAUUGUUUUUACGUAAUGUAAUUGUUUUGUGUUUUUUCUGUAUUUCGCUGAAGGACCGGUUUGCUCGAAAAAAUUGACAACAUCAUAUUGUCUACAUUGUUAGAAUUCCUACCUUGCCCCCUUUAUAUAUAUAAAGGAUCUUACAUGAGUU